Molecule: messenger RNA, 3986 nt
Organism: Prorocentrum cordatum
Lineage: Eukaryota; Dinophyceae; Prorocentrales; Prorocentraceae
Source: the annotation of a GenBank genome assembly
GCUGCUCCUAGGACGUCGUCGGUGGUCACGUACCAGUGGCAGCAGAACAAGCGCAAGCGGACGCCGAAGCAGCAGGGCCAACGGCAGCAGCAACGGUGGACGCAGCCAUGGGCCAAGGGCUGGUGGACGCAGCCUGCACAGUGGCCAGCCCUGGCGACAGCCCCGAGGCCAAGGGCAGCUGUACAUGCGCCGGCAGCCAACCACGUCGAGGACCUUGCGCGGCUCUGCGAGAAACUCCAUAAGGAAGGCGUGGUGGACCAGGAGCUGCUGGCGGCCGUGCAGAGUGCCAAGGACAAGGCGGCCCAGGCAGCGGAGGCGGCCAAGCCAGACAAGGGCCUGGACGAUCAGCCGCGGGUUGUGCAGAACAAGAUCACGCACAAGGAGCGUACGGUGGCCAGGGCAGCUGAGUACGUGGAGGAGACGCGCAAGGUGUUGGCCGACGCACAGGCCAGCUUCAAGGCCGCGGAGCAGGCGGCACAGGAACGGGCUGAUGAGCUGCGUGCCCUCACCGAGAAGCGCGUGGUGCUGCUGCAGGAGAUGGCGGCCAAGGCGUCGGAGAUCACGGGCAUGGCGAAGGAGGACUCAGAGUUCAUGCAGGCGUACAAUGAGCUCAAGGACGCCCAGAGGAAGGCCCACGAGAGUGAGAGGGCCCUGCGGGAGAAGUACAAAGACCACUUCGCCAGCAUCCCAGCAUCGGGGGGCCCACCUGCAGAGCCCGAGGCCACGGACCCGAUGGACCUCGAUGCAGCAGAGCAGGAGAAGCUCUUCGAGGACUGGUGCAAGGGCACUGGCGUGGACAAGGAUGUCAUGGCGCAGAACAUGGGCCAGCCGUGGGCCAACGAGGAGUGCGAGGGCCACGAGAACCUACGGGAGGGGAUCGAGAUCUACACCGCCAACUGCAACGCGUGGGCCAAGGGGGUCGCCUUCGUAGACGAGUACAUCGCCAAGCCGAGCUGCAUCCUGGGCCAGGAGCACAGGCUGGACGACAACUGGAAGGAGGAGGUGCAGGCAGCGACCUGCAAGAGAGCACGGGCGAUUGCGAUGACGCCCAGUGCGACGGGGGCUCGAGGAGGCCGCAGCGCGGGGACAUACAUCAUGGUGCCCAAGUCCAUCGGUCUCACCUACGCGUAUGGCCAGCAGGAGCGGGACUGCUCACCCGCAGGCGUGAGAGGGCGCAUAUGCGCGGCCCGCUGCCCGCUGUGGGACACAGGAGGAGUUCUGCUGGUCUCGGCGUAUAUGUGGACAGGCGAAGGGUUGUCAGAACGCAACCUGCUGAUACUGGACCGCAUUGGUGAGCUCACAGAGAUGCAUGCCGUUCCUUGGAUCCUCGGCAUGGACGCGCAGCUGGAACCCCACACCUUGCAUGAGUCGGGAUGGUUCCAAGACGUGGGAGGAGUGCUCCACUCCACGGGCAAUGUGACGUGCGACGGCAUCGGAGGAGGACGAGAGAUAGACUAUUUCGUGGUUGCCAAGGGCCUCAGCCCUGCCCUCAGCCAGGUAGAGAGGGUGGAGGACAGUGAGGUCCCCCCGCAUUGGCCAGUGCGGAUGCGCAGCCUGAAGCAGCCAAGGGAGGCCAAGGUGCUGCGCUUCAUCAAGCCGCGUGCCUUUCCCAUGGCGCUGCCAGUCGGGUGCGCGCCGCAACCGCAGCAGUGGCCGCCGUGGCCGACCAACCACACUGGAAGGCUCGACCAGGAGGACCUGGACAACUACUGGCGCAAGAUCUCGCGCAAGGCCGAGGAGGAGCUCAUGGGCAUCUGCCAGAUUCCAGAGGAGGAGCGCCCGCGGUACCGCGGCCGAGGUGAUUCGCCGGAGACGGUGCUCACGCCGCUCCUGGGCCCCAGGGCAAGGGAUGGCGUUGGGCAGACUGUAGAGACCACGGCCUGGCGCUGGGCGGCCAACCGACUCAAGGACGGCAGCAAGGAUGCAGCAGGUCUCUUGCACCGCAUGGCUCGCUGGCGCCAUGCUGAGCGACCCUCUGCGCCCAUCGCGAACUACAAGAAGGACGCGCUGGAGUUGCUUGACGGGCAGACGCUGGGCAUCCAGGCGCUGGUUGACCUCGCGGAAUACAUACUCCACUACGUUCAUUGGCCUACCCAGGUUGAGCUGUUGGCCUACUUCCUGGUGCCGAAGCCGCACGAGGACCAAAUCAACGUGGCAGUGGUGAAGGACCUGUCCAGGGCGUUUGAGCACGUCACCAUGGGGCGCCUGUGGGAGCACGGGCGCAAGCUGGGGAUGCCAGAGCAGGUGCUCCACUUCAUGAUCUUCAUCUUCGCUGUGGAGAGGGCCGUUACGCUGGAUGAUAUGGUGGCCUCUACGCGGAUGCGUACGUGGUCGGCAGCGGCUGAAGGCAGUCGAGGAGGCACGCGGGCGCUCAAGUGCUUCACCAUAAUCCUGCUGGACAUGGCAGUGGUACGAGAGGCGAAGGAGUCCUCGAUGGCAUACAUACAGGCAGCUGAGGCAGAAGGCUUACCGCUGUCGCUCACCACGCACAAGAACGGAGUCACCGAGAAAGGAAAAAGCUAUGUCUACACGGCAGGCAAGCAGGCCAAGGCCAAAUUCAAGCUCUGGGCCAAGGACUGGGGCCUGGCGAUCCAAGAAGAUGGCAUACAGCUGGGCGUGGACUUCACAGGUGGCGUGGGCGCACAGCGGCGGCCCAAGCAGCAGGAGCGCGGUGAGGUCAUGGUCAACAGAGGUACUAAGUUGAAUAUCCUGAAGAAGCAGGGCGCCAGCCUUGGCACAGCCAAGGUAGCAAAGCUGGGUUUCUUGCCGUCCAUGCGAUGCGGGGUGGCCUGCAUCGGCGUCCAGGUGCCAUUGCACACGGUGGCGCCUAAGACGAUCAGGUACAAGCUGGAGAGGGCCAUCGAGCGCCAGGUCCUCACAAAGUGGGCUAAUGAGAAGGGCAUUACAGAGGAGGCCCCGAUGCCGUUCUUGGAACCAGUGAGGGCGCUGCUCAAGAAGCGUAGGUGGGCUGCGCACCAAGGUGCUAUCAAGGCCUACGUGGGGCAGGACUACUGCACGCAGGCCAAGCUCCAGCAGCGCGGCACGGUGGCCGAUGGCAUGUGCCAGCAGUGCACUCGCGCGCAGGGCACUCAGAGGCACCGCUUCGGGCGCUGUGAGGCGCAUGAAGAGAGCAGGACCAAGCUGGCGGACAAGCAUGCGGGCAUAGUGCAGCGCAUGGCGGGCACCGGCGAGAGCUUGCUGCUCAACUGCGGCCUGGUGGCGCAUCCCAUCCAGGACGUCGAGGGCGACACCCGGAUUGAGCAGUACCACUCGGUCAACGCAGAGGGCGACAGCGUCGAUGAGGACGACGUCAUGCCGUUCAUCCCGGGGGUCUGCUUCACCGACGGCUCGGGCAAAGGCGUCAACAUGCUCAAGGGCUACGGCUGGGGCUACAUGCGGUUUGAGGUGCCUGCUGAAGAAGGACAGUAUACGACGCUUGGUGGAGCAUAUGGAAGCAUGCCAGGAGUGCGGGCUGACCUAUCGGUGGGGCGGGCCGAGCUCCAGGCCAUCUGGUAUGCCUUGAGGAGGGCGACGGCCCCUACCACGCUGGUCACAGGUUACGAGAUGGCCGUGAGAGGCAUGAGAAGGGGCCGACUGUGGUGUACGGCGCCGCAGAGGAGCAGCUGCGACAUCUGGAUGCGCAUCUGUAAUGUCGUGGAUGGGACCUUCCAGAACAUGAACGGGCUCACGGUGAUGCAUGUGCGGGCGCAUGGCAGAGGGCAGAAUGCGUUCCACGUGCGCGGCAACAGGAUCGCCGAUGAGUUGGCGGUCAAAGGAGCGCAGCUGGCCAUGCCGCCGCAGUGGCAGAUCGACGCCUGGCUGGACCGCUGGAAGACGGUGCAGCAGGUGGUUGACUACGUGGCAGACAUGGCAGUCGAGGUCGGCGACUUUGGGGACGUCGUGCUGCCCACAAAAGAGGAGGCGCGGGCGCAGCGCCGACGAGAGGCCCAGCUGCGUGGACGGCAGCCCGAGGCUGAAGAGACCAG